Molecule: messenger RNA, 3181 nt
Organism: Macrobrachium nipponense
Lineage: Eukaryota; Metazoa; Arthropoda; Malacostraca; Decapoda; Palaemonidae
Gene: Dus3
Product: tRNA-dihydrouridine(47) synthase [NAD(P)(+)]-like
Exons: 12
Coding region: 133-1923 (596 amino acids)
Biological process (GO): tRNA processing
Molecular function (GO): RNA binding; tRNA dihydrouridine synthase activity; flavin adenine dinucleotide binding
Source: RefSeq, a predicted model, not a curated record
CCGCUGACCCAACGCUCCCUCGAGCGAUCGUGACACCUCCAUGCUGCUGCCAUAUGCAAAUUUCUGUCGAAAUUUUCGCUGUCAGUGACGUUUUUUGGAGGCUGGAGGCCAUUUUGGUAAAUAGCGAUAGUAAUGAGUAAUUUGGAUAUUAGUGACGUGGUGGCUCACGUGAAGGCUGAGUUCAUCAUUCCUCAUGAACCUCAGGCACCCAAAGAAGAGUUGCAGAAUGAAAAAACAGAAGCUAAAGAUUCCUCAGUUACUGAUAAUUCAGAGGGUAAAGAUUCCAUUGCAGAACCGCCAGCAAAGAAGCAAAAAGUUACAGGUACAAAUAAACACCGUCCAAAGCUGAUUAAAGCCCCAAGAAGUAGCAAAUUGUGUAAGUCUGUUUGGUGUCUGCGUGUCGGAGAAGACGAAACCAACAAGUGUUCCAAUGAGAAAUGUGCCUUUUCGCAUGAUGUUGAUGCUUAUUUAGAAUCAAAACCUGAGGACCACGAUGGCGAGUGCCACAAUUUUCGUACUUUUGGAAUGUGUCAUUACGGUCUGAUAUGUCGGUAUGGUAGAGACCACAUAGAAGAUAAAAGAAACAAGGUCAAUGAUGAGUUGUGGUUGAAACAUGAAAAUAGUCCGAAGGUUCUCAAUGUGCUCAAGAAAGAGGUACAGUUUGACCUACGGAAGCGGAAGUUUGAUUUUGGGAAAGCCUUGAACAUCCACAAAAUGGUUCAGUCAGAGUUAGACAAAAAGAGAGCUAACAGUAAGAAAGUAGAAAAUGGGGAGACUAAAGAAAAUGGCGAGGAUAAAGGAGUUAAAAAUGAAGCGCUAGGACCAGCUGCAGAUGAUGAUCUGAUUAAAUUUACCUCCAGAGAAAAGAAAAAAAUCGAAUGGAGAGGGAAGACCUAUUUAGCACCUCUGACCACAGUGGGAAAUCUCCCCUUUCGCCGCAUAUGCAAAGAUCUCGGGGCUGACAUCACGUGCAGCGAGAUGGCCUUGGCUACUAACCUCCUUCAGGGUUCUCCGAGCGAAUGGGCCCUUGUCAAACGGCACCCAUCAGAAGACCUUUUUGGCGUCCAGCUUUGUGGAAGCAAUGCAGAGGCCAUGACUAAAUGCGCUCAACUUCUGGACGAACAGACCACCAUAGAUUUCAUAGACAUCAACAUGGGUUGUCCCAUUGACCUCAUUUACAAACAGGGAGGUGGCAGUGCGCUGUUACGCCGUCAGGGAUGCCUUGAACACAUGGUACAGGGAAUGACAAAGGUCUUGUCAGUCCCCCUCACGCUGAAGAUGAGAACGGCUGUCUAUCACGAUACCCGUGUGGCCCAUAACUUCAUUGAGAAAGCAAAAACAUGGGAUGUGUCAUUAGUUACACUUCACGGAAGAUCAAGAGAACAACGCUAUUUGAAGCUUGCCGACUGGGAUUACAUCAAUGAAUGCGCAGGUCUAGCUGAUCCCAUGCCUCUGUUCGGCAAUGGAGAUGUACUGAGCUACGAAGAUUAUUAUCACCACAUUGACAAUUCAAGUGUCUCCGGAAUCAUGAUUGGACGGGGUGCACUCAUUAAACCUUGGAUUUUUAAGGAAAUUAAGGAGAAGAAACACUGGGAUAUAUCUUCAAGUGAGCGUUUUGAUUUGCUCAAGAAAUAUGUCAACUACGGAAUGGAACACUGGGGUAGUGACACAGAGGGCAUAGAAAAGACGCGUCGAUUUUUACUCGAGUGGUUAUCCUUCUUGCAUCGUUACAUCCCCGUUGGAAUUCUUGAUCAGACGCAGAAGAUCAAUCAGCGUCCUCCGCUGUUCAAAGGCCGAGAUUAUCUUGAGACACUAUUUGCUUCGCGUAGUGUUAAUGACUGGGUCAAAAUCAGUGAAAUGCUGUUGGGACCAACUCCUCCAGACUUCAUUUUCCUGCCAAAACAUAAAGCAAAUGCUUAUUGAUGUACGGUACUGUAUUCAUAUCAAUAUAUAGUGUAAAUAUCCACAGAGUUUCUAUAUGGAGUAAUUUUUAUUUUAAAGUUUUAAUUUACAGUAGAAUUUUUCAUUUUAAUUUCUCAUAUUGGCAGUCAGUCAGCACUGGGAAAAACAUCUGCUUCUUGGUAACUUAUACCAGGCCCUCAUUCUUCAUAUCAAGUCUGCAAAAAUGAAAGUACAUUAAUCCCGAGAUUAUGCAGUUUCAUUGUACUGUACUUUGUUUCCAUGGUUUUUACUGGCCAUUUCUGAAAAUUUUCAGUUUCAGUGUUUGUUGCAUCUUUUAGAGCUGCCUAUUCCAUUGGCCUCUGUGUAAAGAGUGGAUACGCCUGAUUUUCUUUAAAUAUUGCAUCUCUACACAGCCAGACACUGAAGUAUAACUAAAGUUAUAGUUCAAAUUCCUGUAUAUUUUUUCUCUGUUGUUCUUUAUAGGUUUAUUUGAUUCAUUGUUGCAGUGAAUUAUUACAGGUCAAUUGCUUUUGACUACUGCAUCUCCAAAUGCCACACACCAAAAAAGCUGCUGUUCUUGGACACUUAUCAAAGGUGUGGCGGAGAACACCUUAACAAAUCAUUUAGAACCAGGAGGACAUUCACCUGCAUUACAGCUUUUGUCCAGACACUCACUAAACUUUAGACCUGAGUGCUGUUAUCUGCUCAUGAGUACAAAUAGAUACCAGAGAGAGGUAUCCACGAAUACAAUUUCAUUCUGGCUUCUUGAAAUGAUCCAACAGGCUUUAACACUAGAGGAUUCAGAUGCAGACUGUAUACCCCAGAUGAAAGCUUGUGGGGUAAAGGGCAUUGCCCUGUCCCUGAUGUUCAGGAAGAACUUUUUGGCGCCGUGGGUACUGAAGUAUGUUGUGCUACCAUACUAUACUACCUUUACCUCUUUUUGCAACAACAGGGUUUCACCUACAAGACGCAAUUCUUAGAUAACUGUUCCUUGGUCUUGUGAUGGCGGCUCAACAUCUGCAAAGUUUAUGGUGUGUAAUUUUGGUCGCUUUCCCUUCCGUCCGGUUCCUAGCCUCACAAGCACUGUAUUCAGCCAGAUCAGUUACCACUUCCGCGACUGUGAAAUUGCUGUGUUGUUAAAGAGAAACUAGUUAUAUUCACUGUUUGCACAGUUACCCAAAACCCCCACACAUCUAGGGAAAACACAAAUAUUCAAAAUUUGCUUUUUUUUUUCCUGUUACCAGACCUUCUGAAGGAGAGUAAUAAACAAUGCUUGUUA